UUAAGGCUUUUCUUUAAUCCUACACUUAUGGAUUCUUCUUUUUCUUCUUUGUGCUCUUGUUGUUUUCCCUUCAUUCCUCCCUUCUUGGCUGUAUCUGUGCCCCUCCUUCAAUCCCCUCCCUUCUUGCUCUUACUUUCUCUCUCCAGCUCCUGAUGGCAUGCUGGGUUUGGGAUCGCAAUUGGUAGAUGUUUCACAUUGCUUGACACGAAAACACAUGCUUAGAAAAAAAAACAGCAUCAUCCAUAGUGCAAAACGAAGAGGAAUCCUAGGAAACCCUUUCCACUUUACAAGCAGAUGGCCUGGAUAUGCAGUCACCAUGGAACCCCUGUGCCAAUAGUAAGUUUAGGUUUACUAGUACUGAUGUGGGCAACAUGGGCUGAACCAUACAGGACCACUUACACUGAGACAGAUGGCAAUCCAUAUGACCCCAAAGAUCACCAACAAAACACAGACCACCAUGAAGACACCAGAGACAGCAGAAGAACCGAAUGCCGUAGAUGUUGUGACCCAGGAGAGGAGCCUGUUCCGUAUAGCAACGCUUACCCACAAUACCAAGUGGUUCCACAGAUAAACAUGACCAUCCUCAAAGGAGAAAAGGGAGAAAGUGGCCAGCGUGGACCCUAUGGCAAAGUAGGCAAGACAGGGCAGGUAGGCCCUAGAGGAGCCACUGGCUUAAAGGGCUCUAAAGGCAGUAUAGGAACUUCAGGAGAACCCUGUAAAUCCUACUAUUCUGCCUUCUCAGUAGGUCGGAAAAAAGCCCUGCAUAGCAAUGACUACUACCAGACGAUGGUGUUUGACACAGAGUUAGUCAACCUGUACGGCCAUUUCAACAUGUUUACCGGCAAAUUCUUUUGCUAUGUGCCAGGAAUUUACUUCUUCAGCCUCAACGUGCAUACGUGGAACCAGAAAGAGACAUACCUGCACGUGAUGAAAAACGAGCAGGAGAUGGCCAUCCUGUAUGCACAGCCCAGUGAUCGCUCUAUCAUGCAGAGCCAGAGCCUGAUGCUGGAGCUGGAGAGAGAUGACGAGGUGUGGGUUCGCCUUUAUAAAGGCGAGAGAGAGAAUGCCAUCUUCAGUGAUGAUUUUGAUACCUACAUCACGUUCAGUGGCUACCUCAUCAAAGCCAAGAGUGAAGGGUAGCAGACUUCAGUGAUGUACAAGCAAGUGGAAAAUACAUACCUUUUGUAUAGAACCAUGGAAACAUCUUAAUGUUUUUUUAUAUUGGAUAUUUUUUUUAAUCAAAAAAGUCGUUCUAUUUAAUCUAAAUAUAAAGUAUACACACACAGGGGAAUAUCAGGGGUGUUGGGAACAUAAUGCUAACCCAAGGACAAAAAUAAAGUGUAGCUUAUGACCUCCAUUACUCAAUUAUUAAUCAAAUAUUUAUAUUAUAUAUUGAUUAUAUAUUUAUAAUCAAAUAUUCAUAGCUAAGCUAUAAAAAGAAUGAUUUUAUUGUGGGGUUGUUUCACAGGUCAACACAGCACAUGUCUACCUGUCUAUUGUGGGUUUGGUGCUUCACCUUGCACAAGCCUAUGGAAUAUGCUGCAAACGGUGCUCUGAAUAAGUACGAUACAGUUCGAUGCUACUGUUGAACAAGCACGUUAUCUUGAAUAUUAUUAUUAUUACUUAAAUAUUAUUAUACUGUGUAUACAUACAUACAUACAUAUAUAUAUAUAUAUAUAUAUAUAUAUAUAUAUAUAUAUAUAUAUAUAUAUAUAUAUAUAUAUAUAUAUAUUACCUUAUGGUGAAAUGAUUUCUUUAUGGUUUGUUUCUUAAAGGCUUGUCAAAUCCCUCUUGAAAAUUCAACUCCGAAAGAUUACAGAACUAACGUCUCCCUGCACUUUACAGGAAAUACUUAAUAAAAGAGAAAGUGGAAGCCUCGGGAGAAGGCAUUUUUAUUGUCAACAGCUGUAAAUGUUCUCUUUUUCAGUGACAUUAAUGGAAAGUGACUCCAUUAGCUACAGGCCAGUUAUUUAAACAUCGCUCGGACUUUCCAAAUAUUCAAAAUAACUAUGCAUAUAGUAAACUUAAAACAAUAAAAAGUAAUAAAAAGCAGCUGUAAUUGUAAUAACACUUUGUGUCUAUACUGAUGUUGUAUGUAGGGGUGUCUUUAUUUUCACUGGCAUGGACAAACUAUGAAAAGUGGCCAAGUACACUUGACCCAGAGAAAUGUUUCCUGGCUGAAGUGUUUGUAGAUAUAAUAGGGUACAAAUGCUUCACACCCUGUCUGCUUACAGCUAAACGAAACCAGUAGCACUCUCAACAGCAAUUUCUUUACACACUUAGAUGAGAUGCAGACAUUUGCCUUUGACUUUAAGUGCUGUAAGUACAGUACGGUAGCUUUAAUCCUGCUAUUAUCAUCGACAGAUUUAUAACACUCAUUAACGGCCAUUGUCAAUGUGUGUGUGUGUGUGUGUGUGUGUGUGUGUGUGUGUGUGUGUGCGUGCGUGUGUGCACGUGUGGUGCUCUCACUUUCAGUUUUAUUACAGUCAUUAAGACAUAUAUUAUGAUAAUGCAUCACAGCUAUGCACAUAACACAUGACGAGUUUAAUAGCAUGUGGGUAAACAAAGCAGUGAUGCAGUCCAGAUGUCAAUGUCUUUGAUGCUGAUUCUUGCAUUCACAGGAUUGUAGAAAAUAAAAUAAAAUCAAUCAAACUACACUAAAGACACAAAAACAAACAAGCAGUAAACAUAUUUAUUUAGUUGAAAUUAUAUUUCUAAAAAUAUAAUGUCAGCCUUUGUCACCCUCUUGUGGUUACUGAACUGAUGACAAGACAUUUAAAAAAAAUGGCUCAGUGUAAUAGUGAAACUUGAUUAGCGCUAUGCUUCACUAUGAUGAUUGCUGUGACAGUGAGUCUCAGAUGUUCUAUCAGGCUAUUCAUUUUACUCCUUGUUCACAAUAACUAUAAUCAAGUACCCUUUUAAUAAAAUGAAUGUUUAAUAAUG
This is a messenger RNA of Silurus meridionalis, 2943 nucleotides long. It is a transcript of the gene c1qtnf1, whose product is annotated as C1q and TNF related 1. The transcript is spliced from 4 exons. The coding region runs from base 295 to 1140 and encodes 281 amino acids. Gene Ontology annotation, molecular function: protein binding. The record is from RefSeq and is a predicted model, not a curated record. NCBI's taxonomy places the organism in Eukaryota, Metazoa, Chordata, Actinopteri, Siluriformes, Siluridae.